Thalassophryne amazonica is the source of this 537-nucleotide messenger RNA. It is a transcript of the gene map1lc3cl, whose product is annotated as microtubule-associated protein 1 light chain 3 gamma, like. The coding region runs from base 106 to 537 and encodes 143 amino acids. The record is from RefSeq and is a predicted model, not a curated record. Gene Ontology annotation, cellular component: autophagosome membrane; cytosol; autophagosome. NCBI's taxonomy places the organism in Eukaryota, Metazoa, Chordata, Actinopteri, Batrachoidiformes, Batrachoididae. Gene Ontology annotation, molecular function: ubiquitin protein ligase binding. Gene Ontology annotation, biological process: autophagosome assembly; cellular response to nitrogen starvation; autophagy of mitochondrion. The transcript has 4 exons.
UUGGUAUUUGAACUCCUCCCAGCUGCAGCUCCUAUAAAACACCAGUGUAAGAAACACCUCUCUGGGUGGUCACCAGCUCUGUGCACAGCACCCGAAGCCACCAACAUGGCUCCUUUUCAGAGAUCUAUAGAGAUGAUGCCCUUCAAGCAGAGGAAAUGCCUCGCAACAAGAAGAGAUGAAGUAUGCAGCAUCCGUGCUAAAUUCCCAAACAAGUUGCCUGUGAUUGUAGAACGUUAUGUUUGUGAGAAGACUCUUCCCCUUUUGGACAAGACAAAGUUCCUGGUUCCUUAUGAGUUGACCCUGGGUCAGUUCCACUGCUUGCUAAGGAAUAAGAUUGCUCUGGACUCGAGCCAGGCUUUGUUUCUCCUGGUGGCAGAGAGGAGCAUAGCCUGCAUGUCCUCCAAUAUGGGGGAGGUUUACGCCCUCCACAGGGACGCUGACGGCUUUCUCUACAUCACCUAUGCCUCACAAGAGACGUUCGGCGCAGAUCAGACUGCAGCCAUGCUGCCCUGCCAAACCCAAGAUGACAGCAACUAA